This is a messenger RNA of Lotus japonicus, 718 nucleotides long. RefSeq names its product heavy metal-associated isoprenylated plant protein 39-like. Bases 133 to 417 code for a protein of 94 amino acids. The record is from RefSeq and is a predicted model, not a curated record. The transcript is spliced from 3 exons. Gene Ontology annotation, molecular function: metal ion binding. Lineage: Eukaryota; Viridiplantae; Streptophyta; Magnoliopsida; Fabales; Fabaceae.
CUAAACAAACACGCCCACUAUUAGGGUAUAUACACAGUAUAUGAGUUAUCAACAGCCGCACACCUUACUUACCUCAUGUUGUUACAAAGGCCACAAGUUCUCUAGCCUUCAUUCUCCUUCUUUAGAUUCAGAAUGGCUCAGCAGAAGGUGGUGUUAAAGGUCCUCACUAUGAUAGAUGACAAAACAAAGAAGAAAGCAAUAGAGGCAACUGCAGAUAUCUAUGGGGUUGAUUCCAUCGCUGCAGAUGUGAAGGACCAGAAGCUAACAGUGAUUGGUGAAAUGGAUCCAGUGGCAGUAGUGAAGAAGCUCAAGAAAGUAGGGAAGGUAGAUAUAAUAUCAGUUGGACCAGCCAAGGAAGAGAAGAAAGAGGAAAAGAAGGAUGAGAAAAAAGAAGAGAAACCGGAGGAGAAAAAAUAAAGAUAUAUAAUACAUAUCAUCAGAUUUUUCAAAAUUUUCCCCUCUCUUUUGUUCAUGCUUUUCCUGUGUAAAGGUACCAUCAACCAUGCUAAGCUGUGAAAUCAUUCAUCUAGGUUCAUGAAUAACGAAAUUUUUCCAAGGUACAAACCAAAAGAGGUCAUAACUUUGAUUGUGCAUAUAGGAAUGGCUCCCUUAUCUUACGCAUGUAACUGGAGUUUCUUUCCCAUUUUGUUCAAUUGUAACUAACCAAUUCAGUCCAGAAUAAUAAAAUAUGGCCAAAGCAAUGGCAUGUUCAUGAAUA